Messenger RNA from Acanthoscelides obtectus, 5988 nucleotides. Lineage: Eukaryota; Metazoa; Arthropoda; Insecta; Coleoptera; Chrysomelidae. The record is from the annotation of a GenBank genome assembly.
AUGAGAGCCAGCAGUACAAAGAUAAAAUUGACAAAACUGAAAGAAGUGGAUGAAAACGUAAAAGAGAAAGAACUAGACACCAGCAAAUCUUCAACAGUAACCUACGAAGAGUUGAUUAGCGUGGAAGAGGAAUUGGUGUUGAUAAAGGAACGUUUCGCCCAGAUCACCGAGGAAAAAUUGAAGCUACAACGCGACCUGGUAUCCAUGACCGAGCAGUACCGCAUGGUGUGCAACAGCAGCCACAACAAGUACUUUUUUUACGUAGCUCCGCUGGUAUUUAUGGUGCUGUACCUACUGAUCAGCGCGAUGAUUUCCUGAUUAACGGCCGUACUGUUGUUGUUCUUUUAUUUCUUUAUUGAGUUUUUGUUGAAGAUUAUAAACAGGACAUAACGAAAUCGAGUGGCGUUUGACUACAGUGGGUGGUUUGAUGUCACUUAUACGGUGCAACAGUUUCUGGGUCAUCUUUUGUAGCGGAAAAAACUGUUUUUUUUUUCUGUUCGCCAGUGCCGUGGCUUGUUUCUAUGAAAAUAUUUAUUUUGGAUGAAUAAAACGUAGGCGAUCUUUUUUGUAUUGAAAUGUCUUGCUGCACUGUAUUACCAGCUCAUUUGGAGGAGCUAAGGAUCCUGUGUGGAUAGAAUCUCUAUUUCAGUGACGUAUGAACUAGAAAUAGCAAAAAUCUCAAGGCCUUUAGUACAUAAUUUUUUGUCCUUAAAGCUCAACAGUAUCAGACAACUUGAACGGGGUUUAAUUUGGGGCUUCAAUCUGCAAUGCUAUCUAAAGUUACUGAGUGUACAUAGUAUAAAAAAGUUUGAAAUGUACUGCAUAGUAUAUGAUGGUUUAUAAGCAUAUUGGUUCCCUUUAUCAAAGUUAUAAUGUAUAUCGGUGAUUUGAAACACACUGAGCCACAUAUACCUUAGUACAAAGUGGUUCCCGUUUUUUAGCUUUCUGAAAUCCUAGAAAAAUACAAAACUCACGCGAUAAACCAUCGCUUGUUUGGUGAUAAAGAACAACCCCUUUGUUCUCUUAUUUUAAUAAUUUAUUCGAUGUAUAAUCUCAAGUAGUUUCCCAGUUAUCAGAAGAUCGCGUUCAUGUUAUAUAUACAUGUUGGUUUACUGAAUUGUUCGAUUUUCCACUGCUGGGAACCAUGGAAUUUAAAUCAGUGAAAAACCUCCUGCACUUCUAGUCUUUCUCACGGUAUGUUACACAAAGAGAUGCAACGACAAGUCUCUCCUCAAUAACCCAAAAUAUUAGAUCAAAAUAUUUACUCAAUAACUAAAUGCAAAUUGUUAUUUUUCUAUACAUUUUCGUGCCGUUGUCUUGUAUUCAUAUAGUAGUAGUCAGUUUACUAGACGUAAUUUGGUUUCACUGUACCAUGUGGCUUUUCUGAAAAUUCACGGGGAAGAUAUGGCAACUGAGCAAAUUCAAAAUAUUGCAAAAAUUAAAAUAACAUAUACAUACAUAUAAUGGUAGAAAAUAAAACACUAGUCGUCGUACACAGUCUUCUUAGAGAUGCAAGGUUAUGACGCAUCGGUUUAGUUUUUAAUAAGUUAUGAACAGAAAGAACAUGUAAGUCUAUUGCUUAUUAUUUCUUUUUAUGCCUGUCAUUAUAUCGGAUGCACUGUUCUACAUAUAUAGAAGCCUUGAUGUUUCUCAGCUCAGUAGAGCAAAAAUCUGGGUUGAAAACAAACAAAUUACCAACCAUCAAUGUGGCAAUUUUCAGCAAAUUUGUUCUUGCUGCUUUUACUAAUCCAACGAUUAUGAUUGUUUUUGUCAGUAACAUGAGAAAACGACAACUACUUACGCUGAUUAGGAGUUUCUUAGAAAUAAAUAUUGAAAGAAGAUACGCUGCUCCACGAGUGGCAUACGGAUGACGUUUCAGAGUUUACAAUGUGUAUGACGUCACAUCAUGGCCGAUAGUGUUUCCAUCGUUUCACAUUAAAAAUGAAAAAUAUAUUUUUUUUUAAAUUGAACAUAUAUCCAACUUGCGCGUUUAAUAAUUGAAAUCGAUAUAUUUCUUUUUCCUAAACAUAAUACUGUAAAAAAUACUUAUUUAUUUUAUGAAAUUAGAUAUUAGUCAAGUAGCAUUUUCUAUCAAUCAUGCUAAAUAAAUCCUGAAAAAAAACAAAAUUACAAUCAAGCAGUUGUCAAACUUGACAACUAUAUAAGUACGAAAGGCACGAACCUGUAUUAGAAAUGAGCGUGAGAUAUACGUGGCUCAAUGUGUAUACGACUUCGACUUCAGUUGCCUUGCUUUCUUGUUCCCACCAAUCAACUGCCAGUUAUUAAUAAGAAGGCGGAAUAUAGAUAGACUCUUUUGGUUUCCCAAUACUUAACAAAUACAUGUGCAAUAAAAAAUCUGCGGCCUUGCGAACAUAUUUCUUGAAUCUCUUAAUCACUCGGGAAAGUAUUCAAUAUCGCUACUGCAUCAUUUGAAAAACAAAACAGAAACGGAACAGUGGUACUUCUAACCGAUUAUCAAUUAUUUUUUGAGGAUACGACCGAACGUUAGCUGAAGUGUCAUAAUGUCAUCCACGUACGACUAUGACAUCUGUCGUCAACUGGUAGGCAACUGUAAACCGACUAGCCACAGUAAUACCAACAGCCAUGGAGCAACUGGAGGCGUCGCCGCUUUUCUGUGUGAACGGUUGUAUUUGAAUACGUCUAUCUAGUCGUGUUGCGGUCGAGAUGUAGUUGCCAGAUGCUUUCGGUGAGAACAAUCCCAUAGGGGGACAUAGCCCCCCCCUCCCCCCCCCGUUUAAUAAUAGUUAUAUAAAAGCAUUAUGUCGCAGUGAUUUUACUUGUUAUUCUAUAAAUGACAAUGUCAAAAUUGCAGAUUCUCACUGAUUAGGUUGAAUGUAAAAUUCCUACUAAACUUUUUACAACCCCCGACUGAAGAUACACUUGCACAAUAUUUUCAUUUCACAUGAUCCAUAUUUUACUUUUAGAAAUCAUUACAAUAACUAAUAAAACUGGCCUACGACUAAAUGUAAUUCACUAUGCAAUGACAAUACAGUCUAAACAUAAAUAUUAUAAAGCCUAGAUAGAACUCGCUGAACCCCAUUUGCAACAAGUUUCCAAUGGUUGCAAUUGAUUUCAUGUAAUAGAUCACUAGAUCAUCAGCUACACACAUACUAUCAUUUCUUUAAUGCGCCCGUUUGAAAAGCUUGAUGGUAAUGGACGUGAAUAGACUCACUAAUAAGGUGUCUUGUAUCCUAAUAAAACAUUCGGAUGGCUAGCGGUAACGUUGCGACUAUAUAUAUGUUUCUACUUUUUAUACUGUUGUAACUUUUGUAAAAUUUUUCGACGCCUAAAAAAGUUAAGUAUCCAAUAUACACAAGAGACAAGACGCACAAAUAGCAAAUACCUUGUAAUCAGUAUGCUUAUAUUCAUUUGUACGAAGCAUUAGUUCAUUUGUAUUAUAUUAUGUCAUAAUACACAUAUUUAUAUCGAAUUAGAGAGUUGGACAGCGCGUUUUUGUUAUACGGAAUGAUCAUAGGUUAAUCAUUAGUUGGAUAUUUGAUAGCUUUUCAGUCAUGCUGGUAUUUUUACGUUUCAAAGUUAUCAGGCGGUUGGAAAAUAACAUAUCCGGGUACAGUUUUGAGUGCCUGUUGCCGUUCCUUCUGAAUAAGAUAGGGUGUAUGAAUUUAUAAAUAAAAGGUUUAGUUUUUCAUCUAUCAAGAUCGAAAAUACAUCUAAAUUUUAUUAUUUGAAUUGAUCUCAGUUUUCAUUGUAUAAUCUGAUUUGAAAAUACUGAUAUACGAUAAAAGAAUUUUUAUUUUGAAUGUAGUAGUAAAACUCAUUAUUCCACCAUCUCGUAAAGAUGCACCUGCAACAUUCACAAAAAUUGUUGAGAAUUUAGCAAUAUUAAUGACACAUCAUAGAUAGAUCGCAUAUACAGUGUGAGAUUUUAGUGUGGGCUCAGUAGAUAACUGCAUUAUUACGCAUGGUAUCUAAAAAAAGUUAAACAAAAUUUGUAAACAGUAUACUUUGAAAAUAUUUUUUUUGUACAGAGUGGUCCACGUGGUGACCCAAACAUACAUUUUUUUAAAUUUUAUUGCAGAUUCGGAUAGGCGCUACCAAAGGAAGCAAUUCAAUGUGACAUACCAUAUGGUUUUAUUCCUAAAUUGUUGAGAUAUUGGCCAAGACUUUGAUAACUCGCAUCUCCGCUAGACAGCUAGACUAAUGGAUUUUUUAUUAGAAGAAUUUCAUGCUUCCAAAUUUUCUUCCUGUGCACUUACUGUUCUAGUUUUUCCAUAGACUAUACAGCGGUUUUAAGAACGCAAAUUGAACGAUUUCUCCAAAUGUUCAUAUGGGACACCCUGCAUAUGUUCACACUUUUUGAUUUGCUUUUUCACAUGCUUUUUUUCUGGUAUAGGGUUUAAAGGAGUUUGUAAGAAUGCUUUUGAGUUAUAGUUAACAUUUUUGUAAAUCGGAUAUCAAGGUAAAUGAAAAAUAAAAAUACCUUAUAUCGGGAAAAGGCCCGUGAAAGGAGGAAUAAAAAUUGUGAACAUUUACAGGGUGUUCCGUUUGAAAACGUUCGUAACAAAAAAAUUGUUAAAGUAAGAUAUGGAGAAAAUAUAGGUCUAAAAAUUAUUCUGACGAAAAAUUAAAAUGUCUAGUUAUUACAGCUGUGGAGGUGUGAGUUUUUUUGGUAGAUUUGACAAUAAAAUAUGUUUGGAAUGGCCUAUCCGAAUCUGCAAUAAAAUGUAGGUCUUUCCAUUUAAAAAAAAAUACGUUUGAGUCAUCACGUAAUUAUGGAUCACCCUGUAGAAAUAAAUAUAUUUUCCAAAUAAGGAGGAUACUGUCGGCUACAAUUUUCGUAAAUAACUUUUCUGGAUACGAAGCGUAAUAACGUUAAGUUAUCGCCCGAGCCCAAUUACGUUUGAUUCUUGGCACGUAUGACCGUCAUAGAAGCCGGCAUAUUAAGGAUUAUCCAAAGAUCCAAAUCGUUUAAGGUUUAGCGGACAUCAGUGUGAAAUUUUUGACAUUACCCAGAACCAUUACAGUUUAAACUUGGUUGACUGAAGUUACCCGGGGGCCACUGUAGCUUCUCAUUCAUUACAUCAUAUAAAAUAUUUAAGGUAAAAUUAUAUACACACUAUUCAUAGGGCAUGCUUGAUUCGUCCUUUGUAUAAAAUUUUAUAUGUUCAUACGCAUUAUGAUGAUAUUAAAUAAAUUGUAGACAUAAGUUAUUGCGACUGAUAUUUUUAAAAUUAAUGGUUGAACAGCAAUUCUGGUAAACAAUCUAUAUGUUCAAGUUAUGAUAAAAGUACAACUAGUGUACAAUAAUUGCAAAUCGUACUAAAUAAACGACAGAUAUAAAUGCCAAAAUACUGUGUACCUAAAAAAGUUAAAACGAUCUCGUUUUUAAAAAAAUCUUUUAUGAUAAGUAUUUAGCCUGUCGCAAGGAUAACUAAAACAAGAUCUUUAUUAUUAUGAAAAACGAUAUGUUUGUUCUGUUCAGUGAUAUUUUUCGCCCAACAAAACUGAGCCCCAAAUCUCAAGUUGACCUUCAAGUUACUUUCUGGAACAAUGACGUAUUAUGCUAGCUUUUUUGAGAACUAUAUUUUUUUAAUUAACUCGAUAUACUUGUCAUAUCUUACGUCUGAUUAAGUACGCGUAUUUUCUUGGAAAUCGUAUGCUCAGUUUAUAGUAAAACAUGGUAGAUACAUUAUAACACUUCUAUCGAAAAUAUUUUAAAGAUUUAAUGAACAAAAUGCCAUAAUGUACGAAGUUAUAUUUAUGCUAACAAUGUAGAGUACAUGUGUAUAGCGUAUUUAGAAUUGAGAUAUAACAUUUUGUGAUUCGUCGUAUUGGAAAAAGAGAAAUAAUUGAUUAUUUUAACGUUAUCUGUUCGUGAAUUCUACAUUUCAGGUACAAUAAGCUGAAAUUGGAAUGUUUGAAGAGCAGACUACUCUGUAGUGAGAAUUUAUUGAUUGUAUUUUAUGUUAGAACAGAUAGUUUAAUAUAUUCUUUUUCUGUUUAUAG